Molecule: messenger RNA, 2449 nt
Organism: Saprolegnia diclina VS20
Lineage: Eukaryota; Oomycota; Saprolegniomycetes; Saprolegniales; Saprolegniaceae
Exons: 3
Coding region: 27-2387 (786 amino acids)
Biological process (GO): regulation of DNA-templated transcription
Molecular function (GO): transcription coregulator activity
Source: RefSeq, a predicted model, not a curated record
UUUCAGUGUCGAGCGCAAGCGGGAGGAUGGCGACGCCGGCGACCGCAGCCUGGCGCCUCGAGAUCUCGGAAGAGAUGCGCAAGACGAUGAUCACGGAGAUGUACCAUGAGCUCCUGCGCAUCUCGGGCGAGAACGACAAGCAGAAGGUCUGGCGCUCCGCCGCCAAGUUUGAGCUCAUGCUCUGGACGCAGUCGGAAGACAAGACAACGUACUUGACCAAGCUCCAGAAGAAGAUUGCGAGCCUCAAGAAGAAGUCGCAGACGGGGGAUGCGCCGGCCGCUGCGCCGGCCCCGGCGGCCCCGGUCGUCGCCGCGACCCAGAUGCCUGCGGGCUUUGGCGCGCAGGCCAUGCCCCAGGCCGCUGGCAUGGCCAACCCGACGACGACCGCGGCCGCGAUCCAGUACACGCAGCAACUGCUUUUGCAGCAGCAAGCGCUCUUGAAACAGCAGCAGCAAGAGCAAGCGCAGCAAGCCCAGCAAGCCGCGCAGCAGCAGGCGCAACAGCAAGCCGCGCAACAGGCCGCGCAACAGCAAGCACAGCAAGCCGCAGCCCAAAAACAGGCGCAGCAGCAAGCAGCUGCCCAGCAAGCCGCGCAACAAGCCGCCCAAGCCCAGCAAAACCGCAUCAACCUCAUGAACCUGCAAGCCGCGCAACAAGCGGCGGCGGCAGCAGCGUCGACCGCGGCCCAGAACAACCUGGCCGCGACGCCGGCGACCAAUGCCGCGACAACGGCCGCGGGCCUCGCCGCCGGCGCGCUGCAACAGCAGCCCACAGUGCUCAUUGCGCUGCAGCAGCAGUUCCAGCAGCAAAAGCAGACCAUGGCGACCGCGCAGCACAACGAGAUGCAGCGCUUGCGGCAGACGCAGCUACUGCAGCAGCAGCAGAUCACGACGACCCACAUCCAACAGAACACGCCGCCCGACACGCGCCGGAUCCAAAUGUCGCAGCUGCAACAGCAGCACGCACUCGCCCGCAACAAGCUCACGCAGGAGCACAAAGCCAAGCAGGCGCAGCUCCUCCGCACGCAGCAGCAGCAAUUCAUCGCGCAAAAGCAGGCGCUGGCCAAUGCCCCGGCCGCGCCCGUGGCCGCCGCGACCCCGGCGGCGGCGACGCUCAAGCCUGGCAUUGCGCUCGCACCAAAUGCCCAAGUGACGGCCCAGCAAGCCGCGCAGGCCCAGAACGCGCAAGCACUGCAGCGUGCGCAGCUGCGGCAACAGCAGCAGCAACAGCAGCAGCAACAGCAGCAGCAAACGACGCCGUCGCCAUUGGUGACGCCGACAGCGCCGUCGGCAUCGACCGACAACCUCACGUACGCCGAGAAGCUGCGGCAAAUGAAGACCAAGUACUGGGACGAUCUCGUGGUCGUGCACACGGAGUUUACGCGGAUGGCGCAGCAAAAGCCGUCCGGUGACUCGGCGCAGGCGGUUCAGCAGCAGGAGCGCAUCAAGAACUUCCUCGCGAACCUCAAGCGCAUUCUGACGCUGCUCAACCAAGACCCGAGCAAGAUGACGAGCAACAACCGCGGCGACCUCGACCGCGUCGAGCAGCACAUCAUGCGUCAAGUGAUGCCGAUCUUGCACCGGCUCAAGACGGACAAGGCCAAGAAGGAAGCGGAAGAGAAGCAGGCGGCCGAGAAGCAGCAAGCAGCCGCGCUUGUCGCCGCACAAGCGCAGCUCCUCGAGAAGCAGCGCUUGGAAAAGCUCGAGGCCGAGCGCAAGAUGCAGCAGGCGCAACUCGAAGAGAAGGCGCGGCUGCAAAAACAGCAGCUCGAGGACAAGAUGAAGCUCGAGGCGGCCGAGAAGCAGCGCCAGCUCGAAGAGAAGGCGCGGCAGCUGCAGGUGGCCCAGGAAGCCAAGCGCAAGGAGCUCGAGCUGCAGCGGCAGAAAGAGCUCGUCAAGGCCGAGGCUACCAAGCCCACGCCGGCCGUCAAGGGCAAGCCCGCGGUGGUCGCCAAGCCCGGGCUCAUCAUGGUCACGGAGGCCCAGCGCAAGAUCCAAGAGGAGAUGUACAAGGUGCGCAGCCAGCACCAAGUGCUGUUGCAGCAAAAGGCGAUGGCCAAGACGAUGCCCGAGCAGCAAAAGGUUACGAAGGAGAUCCAAGGUCUCCAGCUCAAGAUGAACCAGUUGCACCAGCAGUUUCUGCAGUCCAAAGUCGCGGAGGAGGCCAAGCCCAAGGUCGAGCCGCCGGUCGUGCCCGAGCCGGUCGUCGCCGCCGACGGCUUUGUGUCGGUCGUCAAGGCCGGGACCGGCAUGACCGCGGCCGAGUCGCUCCUCGCAGCCAUUUCGACGUACGCCAAGGAAAAGCCCAGCGUCCUCCACGACGCCGCGCCCCAGUUUCUCGACAUUAGCCUCGCGAUCGGCGCCAAGCUCACCACCGCGUUUGUCUAAGAGAUAUUAUACUAUCUAUUCCACUGAUGACGUGGCAGGCGCUGCGGGCGUUUGCAGUUGCG